GGAUCGCGAUCUUUCAUCUGAGAUAAAAAUGUGCAGGUAGCUCUGCUAUUUCUAUACUAGUUUCUCGUUGUUAUCAAAACAAAAAAUAGAGUACCAGCGACGUUUCGGUCUAUUUUCUCGACGUGGACGACAUUAAACUUGUAAUCUGAUUGGCUUAUGGAAAAAAUUCGAUGACUUUUGAUUGGUUAUAUAAAAUCUGCUCGCGUCAAUGCUCAUUUGCCCCCAGGUAAUUAUGCAGGAAUGAGUGGGCUGUUCGCAAAGAAAAGGCCGCUUACACAGCACACAGCAUAAGCCCGCUAUACAAAUAUUACCUCAGCUCUCCAUGACAUGAAAUGCGGGUGAAAUGGAGGUGGCUCAUUACAAUCAUGAUGUCGACUCGAUGAUUCAGGACAUUUUUCAUCAUUGGGACAUCAACAACAGUGGAUAUAUCGAGAAAGCCGAACUGAAACAGUGCUGCAGUGAUUUGAGACUGAGCGAGGAGAAAUUGGCGAUAACUUUCAAUGAGUUGGAUUUGGACGGUGAUGGAAAAAUCAGCUUAGAAGACUUUGCUAAUAGCUUCCAAAAAGUUUGUUCCCUUUUUGACGUCACACAAGAUGAAGUUCUUAACCAAGAGAAGUCUGAGUAUAAAAAGUUUGAGAAACUUUUGGAUGUGAUCGGGGUGAAAGGGGUCCUCUCAGGCCAAGAAUAUGUGUCCGAGCUAUUCCAUUACAUGCACAACUCAAAUGAUUCAGCUCAGCUGCUAUCCCUGUUGGAGAGUUUCCUGUUCAGUGUUGUAAGAGAUGUUAAACACUACUCAUCUGAAAAUGCGAAACUGGAGGAAGCUCUCAAAAGGGCAUGUGAGAAACAUGCCGAACACAUGGAACAGCUGGACGAUGAGCUGGAUCAACAAAUGUCUCGUUUGGAAAUGCGUAUCAAGAAAGAGGAACAGAGCAAGUUCGAGCGCUCCAAUCUCGACAUGGUAUGGCAACUGGAGACAAAGAAUAAGGAAAUCCAGGCAUUAAACGCCAAAGUGUCAAAGCUGGAAAACAAAAUAAAGAAAAAGGAGCCAGAAGAACAAAAAUUAAAAGAAGAAAUCGAAGAAAAAGUCCAGGAACUUCGCUAUUUACGGAGUCAAGUUACGGAUGCACAGACAACUGUUGCAGUUAUCCGUAGCGAGCUCGCACAGCUCAAGAACGAUUACGAAGAUCAGUCAUCUCAACUCGAAGCGGAGAAGCGAAAUGUUAUGGAAUGCGUGCAGGAACAGGAAAGUCUCACUCGGCAGUUGCAACUAUUACAUGAAGCAAACAAGAAGCUCCAUGACACUAACGACGAUUUACGCUCAGCACUUGAGAUGCGCAGGGGCUCUGAAGGAGGCAAGAGCCCUUCUCCGAGCAAACGCAACUCCAUCUCUACAUUAUACUCGACUGUUCCACGCGCUCACAGGCGGAGCAAAUCGCACGAGCCGAGCAGCCGACGAGCGUCAAAUCUAACCGGAGAGUUCUCGGGCGACGACAGACAUCCGAACUCUGCCUCGGCCUCCACCCCCCGGUCAUCCGUCGCCGCCCCACCCCCGGAGGGGUCGCGGAGGAGCUCUAUGUUGCUGCCGACUCAGCAGAGUUGUGAAGUGGACGAUCCCGUGAAUGAGGACUCCUUGCUCAGCGAACUGAUGAAAGUUCAACGCAGUCAUGAGUCACCUUUUGAUACGCAAUCAACAUCAUCGGAUGCCGAAUCCGUCGAACACGAUUAUAACCACAAUGCAGGAAUCCUUAAUGCAAAAGAGACAGGACGCAUCCAUCAUCUGAUACCACCCGCGAGGCAGUCCUGCGAGGUCGAGUCCAAAGGGAGCCCAGAGGAUACCAUCGAUCCUGUUGUACAUCGUUAUGAGCACGCAGUGCAUUCUGGUAGUCAUAGUUCAGGUUCGCAAAGCCUACCAGGUGAUGAAGUGCUUGACUGGGACCAAGUCCUUAAGCGAGUGAGAGAAAUCGAGGAAGCUGGGACUUGUAGUUUAGGAGGCGAAACCGAUGUUAGUGAAGAGAGUCGAGUGACAGUUGAGGAACCAGCCCUCAAGCGGGUUAAAGAAGCCGUGGAGUCUGGGGACGAAAGUAUAUUCGAGGUUGACGAUGACACAAAUGAGGAGACUGCACAGGCGGCAGUGUCGAGGCCCUCGAAAAGGAUCGAGGAUGAUCAUGUUGAUGAGUCAGGAGAAUAUCCCAAUGGAGAAAAACAGGCUAAAGAACCCGAUGUAGAUCGCGUUCCUUGUAUUGUACUUGAGGAAGACUCUGAAUCUGAUGGUGGCAUCGAUGAAGUUAUGAGCGCAAAAAGCUCACAAAGGGACGAGGGGAUUUAUCCUGGGUCCACCGAAGAUCAGCAUGUAGUUUCUGAUAGUGAAACUGUUGACGAUUCUAACGAAUUUGAUAUAAAAUCCGAAGAACCUUAUCCUGCAAAUAACCUAGCCACUAGCAAAGAAACGUCCUUUCUAAAUACUACACCGGAAGAAUGUAUCGACAAAGGAAAGGGAUCUGACGAGGAAGCCAGGCUAGAACCUGUCUUUUCUCCUCGGGUAAACGUGGGGACUGGUGAUAGUACACCUAGGGUUUUGUUAGACCCAGACAUUGAGCUGUUUGAAAAAGGCGAAGAGCCUGAGUACUACACUGUAUUUGAAACCGAGCCAGUCCAUGAGCGGUUUGAAAGAAUGAAAGAAAUUGGGCUCAAGAGAUGCCCCGCGUUUGUUCGCCCUGGGACCCGUCCACUCAGUGAGCGGUAUAGAAAAACGACCAAAAAGGACAGUGAACUACAAACUGACGAAACAACAAAAGACACGCAACGACAAAACACAGACACGACAGCCUCAGAUAAAACUGACGAUGAACCAACUGUUAGCUCUCACGACAGUUCGCCCCGGACCCAAAAGGAAACAGGACUGACCGGACUUAGCGUAAAGCUAGGGAGAUACAUAAAAAAGAACGUUUCAAUUAAAUCAAAGGAGCGCUUGGUAAACAGAACUGAUAAAGAUACGUCGAAAGAAAGGAAUGGUAUGUUAAAGGAUACGAGUCGACAGCGUACGGAGACUGACGCUGAUACGAGACGAAGUUUUCCGCAAGGAGUUUCAAAGAAAAAUAUCAAGGAUUCAACCACUAACAACGAGAAAGAAGAAAGGAGUAUUAAACAUGUUAACAAACUGACACGCUCUUCAAGCGAACGAUCAAAAACGCGAACAGCUAAUGCGAAAGAUCUGAAACGCUCUAAGAGUUCGGUGACAUUCGCAAGCGCAGUGUCUGCGGACAAACUGCAACCGCGCAUACGUGAAAAGGGCGUGUCUGGGAAAUCUCCCCGACAUCGUAAACACGUGACUACGGACAGCGAAACGACGACCUCGGACACUGACAGCACCCCACGUGACCUUAAACUGAAUUUCCCUGAUGGCACCGAAGAGGAAGACGAGGCUUAUAGCACGAUGCCUUCCAGUGAACGCGAGUCGUUACGGCAACAGCUUGACUUACUUCAGAAAACAAAUAACGACCUUCGAACAGCUCUCGAGGUGGUCGUCGGAAAAACCAGGUCUCCGUCAUCCAAAGGAAAGCGGCGGAGUGAGCGUGGGGAAAAGUGCCGGCGUAAUGCCAGCAUCAAAAGCACGCAUAGUGACUACGGGUCCAUCUCUAGUCGGAGCAUGUCUCCCAGCCGGUCUCAUGGGGCCAAAUCUGGGGAAGAUAUAGCUGAUGGCGCGGAGGAGCUGUCCGGUUAUGACCCCGAGUCGGACGGUAACAACACGAGCACAAUCACGCUACAAAGCCGUCACGAGGAAGCUCCACCAAUCCCUGCAAAACUGGGUGCUACACAACAUGAGCGCAUCAAAAUAGCAGGCCGGGAGACCAAUGACGUCAUCUGGGAAGACGAAGACGAAGCGGAGACCGAGCGACCCGCGGGCUCAGACGGAUUCAAACGAGCUGACGACAAUUCCCCUUUUAAGCGAAACAGCAUCCUUCGUAAACCGUGCCGCCACAGAAGCUUAGAGACUUUAGACGAGGGAGAGGGGCCGACUGGGCGGGGAAAUAGGUCUGCAUGGCCGCCAAUUGCCCGGGCGGGGAAGUGGCAUAGUAUGGAGCAGGUCAAAAGACGUAACGACUUCGCUGGCGAAAGAACGCGCUCGUUGCCACACUUGCGCACACAAAGCGCUGAUCGUCUUGAUUUCAGUACUGGAGAAGGGCUCACUCAGCUUGCGGAGAAGUUGAAUGCGCUACAGAAAAGCGCCGAAGACGUUAAGGCUCAGACGCCGCCCAAUAAAGUUACGGAUAGGGAAGCGCCUGCCCCGCCCGUCCCACAAGAAGACCUCACUUCCGCCAAGAGUUAUCGGAUGGAGGAGGAGAGACGGGCCUUGCGAGAGAUCAUUGCGCCGCUGAUCCGCCCUGUGCCCGCACCGAGGACUCGCAAGUCAGCUCAUGUUGAGCCACAGGAAGACCAAACUCAGCAACGCCAUCCGGUUAUUGAGUCGCCGAGACACACUUCAAAAACCCUUCCAAGGGGAUCUGUUGUGACAAGAAUAAAGCAGAGUGAAUCCCUCCCGGACUCCGACCUCAGCCGCGCUGAUAUAUCCGAGCUAGAGGCACAGUUCAAAAGCGUCAUCAAGGAAGACGAGGAAGAUAUCGACGAAGACGACGUCGACGAUGAGGAGUUAGCUCAACUCGUUGCUAUGGCAACAGGACUGACCGACUCCGAGGAAGAGACGGAAACAGAGGACGAUGAUACGACGGUUGGCGUGAGAGAAGCUGCCGUCGGAGCCGACUCUAUAUCCGAGGCGUCUACAAACACGGCGCUCAAUAUGUCUAACGUGGAUGAGCGUGUCCCGGAGCGUAUGUUCAAGAUCGUGCUGGCUGGCGACGCCGCGGUCGGCAAGUCGAGCUUCAUCCUCAGACUCUGUCGUAACAGAUUCCACAGCGCUCUCAACUCGACCCUAGGGGUCGACUUCCAAAUGAAGACCCUGGUGGUCGACGGGAAGACAUACGCAUUACAGCUGUGGGAUACCGCUGGUCAAGAAAGGUUUCGAAGCAUCGCUAAGUCGUACUUCCGUAAGGCCGAUGGCGUUUUACUACUCUAUGAUGUCACAUGUGAGACGUCAUUCUUGGACGUGAGGGACUGGGUCGAGGCAAUCGAGGAAAGCUGUAGUAAGCCAGUACCCAUCAUGCUGUGUGGCAACAAGAUUGAUAUUCGCCAGUCGGCUGCCGCCGAGAACAAGACGGUGAUCACUGCUGAGAGCGGCUCAAGACUAGCAAAGGAGCACGGCGCACUGUUCAUUGAAACAAGCUCGAAGGAGAACAAAAACAUCGCCGAAGCUUGUAUCGAAUUAGCAAGGAUGUUACGCGAUGUAGAGGAUAUCGAGGUAAAGCAGAACAACGGCAUGAAAUUGACAGAUAACGACAUCAAGAAAAAGAAGACAAACUGCUGCUCAACGUGAUAUCCGUCAACACGUGAACAGAAUGAUAUCAAAUUUUUUAAUAGUUACACAUUCAUGCACUCAUUCAUGCAUAUAAUAGGUGUCAAACAUCUUUUGAAACUUUGAAUGACAAGGAAAUAACCGUAUCGUUAUCACAACUGAGGCAUUUUACCUUAUCUAGAUCAAUAAUAAGAGUCGUAAAAGACGUUAAAAUAAUGGGAAAUUCCUUGUCGUUGCAAACAAGUUUUGGACUUCAGUGCAAACAUGGCAAUUCAGCAGUCAAUCAAUAUAUGUGGGUGUGGCAAUGAGUGGCAUGGCUUUAACACUUGCAUUUGAUAGGCUAAGAAAAUCCAACAUAAUCAAACAUCCAUCUUGGGUAUCUUCAUUGAUACCAAUAGCAGCUGUUUAGCACCCGGGGCCGGGUAGAAAGCACGCUAACGCUAACCCAGGGAUAAAAGCCCUUUUUAUCCAAUCAAAAGUCGAGAUAGCCGUUUUUAUCCCUGGGUAGUGCUAACCUGCUUUCUAGGAACCGGCCCCUGCCCUCUUAGGCCACAGAUUGAUGGACUGAGAGCUGGUUCUCAGGAAUUGCUAGGUCUGCACUUCCUUCUCUACACUGGCGAAGACAUUAUGCUAAAAGCCAUUUUAAGUGCUACAGCUUUGAUACAAACACUUUUGAUUCAAAUAGGACAGUCUGCGCCCAGUCCAUUUUGACACAUCUCAAUUCUAAUUAAUUGGAGGCUUUAAAUUUUGUUGCUGUGGUUGCCAGGAGCUAGAGCUUCAGGAGUCUCACACAAUGAACUUAUGCUGCUCCCAUGUAAGCAGUGUAAGCAAGCUCAGGACUGGUACUCAGGAUAAUUUGUUUUAUGGUGUUACUGCUUUCUUAGUUUGUGGAUUUUUAACAUUUUAAUCCUUACAUCUGAUCUGGGUCUUUUUAUCUUUAUUCAACAUCUUUGUAAUGUAAAUUUUAGAAAAGACAAUUUUUUUAAAUUGUAGAGAUGAACAUUUUUUAGAAAUUUCAAAAUAUGCCUAUUCAUUGUAGAACCCAUAUAUAAGUUAACAUGUAAGAGAGAGUAGCUGUUAAGAUUUUAUGCAAAACAUCUAUAUAAAGUAUGGGAUUAUUUAUUUCUAAAAUGUUAAAAAGUUUAUUUACAGUGAAAACAUAGUACAGUGCAUAACAUAUAUUCAACUGUAUGAAGUAAACAAAUAACAAUAAUUUAUACAAUAAAUAUAAAUUUGGCAAUAA
Nematostella vectensis (starlet sea anemone) is the source of this 6650-nucleotide messenger RNA. RefSeq names its product ras and EF-hand domain-containing protein. Lineage: Eukaryota; Metazoa; Cnidaria; Anthozoa; Actiniaria; Edwardsiidae. The transcript has 26 exons. The record is from RefSeq and is a predicted model, not a curated record. Bases 344 to 5428 code for a protein of 1694 amino acids. Gene Ontology annotation, molecular function: GTPase activity; calcium ion binding; GTP binding.